This is a messenger RNA of Neurospora crassa OR74A, 842 nucleotides long. Its product is annotated as 40S ribosomal protein S29. Lineage: Eukaryota; Fungi; Ascomycota; Sordariomycetes; Sordariales; Sordariaceae. The record is from RefSeq and is a predicted model, not a curated record. The coding region runs from base 126 to 296 and encodes 56 amino acids. The transcript has 3 exons. Gene Ontology annotation, molecular function: structural constituent of ribosome; zinc ion binding. Gene Ontology annotation, cellular component: cytosolic small ribosomal subunit; ribosome. Gene Ontology annotation, biological process: translation.
GGCAGCCCUCUUGCGAAAAAAACCACCUCCCCUCCCCCCCCAGCCCGACAGACCAAGUCAUCGUCAACCCGCCGCCCGCACGACAACGAUUUUCUCGCUGCGACAGCAAAACCCCGAAAAUCAAGAUGUCUCACGAAUCCGUCUGGAACUCCCGCCCCCGCACCUACGGCAAGGGCUCCCGCUCUUGCCGUGUCUGCACCCACUCUGCCGGUCUCAUCCGCAAGUACGGCCUCAACAUCUGCCGUCAGUGCUUCCGUGAGAAGGCCAACGACAUUGGCUUCACCAAGCACCGCUAAAUCCCCCCUUUCUUGACAUGAUGGGAGGUUUUGGUAGGGGACGAUGAUGAGGGGAGGACACAAAGGGUCACAGCAUCAUCACAGUCGAGUUCCAAAUCGUUUCGUCAUCUACGGGAAAUGCAAAAAAUGUCCAGCCAAAGCAAUUUGUCUCGUUCGCGCGCGACGUGUGUCCCUAUAUCGUUAGACGGCAUGCCGACGACGGAAAUCUCGACAAAGAUGGAUUAGGGAACAACGACAACGAAAAAAUGGGGGUUCAGCCUUGAUCCAUGACAAACUACAACCCGAGACGACACGACGACACUUGACGAAAACGAACAAAGUAGCAAUGCUUUUGUUCAUCAUCACAUCCCUUGGAGUUUUUGCUUGCUUUGCUUGGUUUUCUUUCGGGAUUCGGGUUUUUGGGGCCUGCGGAGUCAACACAAGCAAAAGAGGAACAGGGCGGCGGACUGAGGAACAGCAGAGGUUAGACUCUGUCUGUUUCCCUCCCAUCGAGCGAUCAAUAGACCGGCGUGAUUCUUUGGUCAACCAGCAUUCUGUCUCGUUCUC